AAAUUGUGCAGAGCUGAGUGGAUAAAUUGGCAUUCUGAAAUUGAAAUCCUGGUCUACGUAAUUUGCAGAAUUCAGAUCCCCCGUCUUGAAUCAAAGUACUACAGAAAACUUUAUAUGAUUAGUUUAAUUGAACAAUUUAAUUAAAAAAAUAUGGAAUUCAACUCAUUCAAUCAUUGACUUAAAUAACUUAUACUUUUAACUGGUGUUAAGUUGCUCUUAGCACUAGAAUUAAGGGUUAUCUCUGCACAAAACUUUUCAUGUCAACUAUGGUGUUGCUCUCAGAAAAACUUUGCUCUUCUGAAAAUGAUUGAUAUCAUACAAUACACGCACCAAACCCGCCUCCUCAUGACCAAGUCUGACUCAUGAACAUUUUCAGUGUUUUCAAUUUCUCACACAUAGAAUUGCUUUAGCAGCCUCUAAUAAAUAUAACUUUUAUAUAAACCAAAAAAACGAGGAAGAGAAAUCUUAAAUUCAGGAACCAAGUCCAUUAGCAAACUUAUGAAAUGCAAUUAUGCAUCUUGCAAAAGACUUUCUGCAUACAUUCCUUCAGCUUCUUCUUCUUCUUCGGCUUUGCCAAUCUUUGGACACAACUAUCACUUCGAGCAAAUCCAUCAAAGAUGGUGACUUCCUUGUGUCUGAAAACCAAAUGUUUGUGCUAGGAUUCUUUAGUCCUGGCACAACAAGACACCGUUAUGUUGGUAUUUGGUACAAGUUUUCAGAAGACAUGGUUGUGUGGGUUGCUAACAGAGAUGAUCCUGUCAAUGAUACCUCUGGUAUCCUUACAAUUAAUGGUGAUGGGAAUCUUGUACUACUUCAAAACAGUAGUCAAGGCCUUCCUCUGUGGUCAACAAAUGUUUCUGUCAGACCAGUAAGUAACAAUAGUACUAUGGUGCAGCUCCUGGAUUCAGGAAAUCUUGUUUUGGUUACUGACCUAGUCAACAACCGGAGUGGCUUCUUAUGGCAGAGCUUUGAUUAUCCAACAAGUGUUAUUAUUUCUAACAUGAAAAUUGGGAUGGACCAUGGUAAGAACAUAUUCCUCACAUCUUGGAACUCAAAAGAUGACCCAGGAACUGGGAUUUUCCCUUUAAGGACAGAACCAAAUGGGUCCCCUCAGAUAAUCUUGUACAAGAAUAGGACUAAGUUAUGGCGGGCAGGUCCAUGGAAUGGGCUUCACUGGUAUGGAUUACCUGAUAUGAACAAACAAAGAAACACUCCUGUGUCUGACAUAGCUUUUGUAAACAACGAGGAUGAGGUUACUACAAAGUGGUUUGUUCUUGAUCCGUCAGUUGUCUCAAUAGUAGUAAUUGACGGAUCUGGAUCAGUUCAACAGCUAGCAUGGCAGGGACAGCCACAAGGUUGGACCACAAUCUGGUCAGCACCAACGGAUGAGUGUGACAAGUAUGGUAGGUGUGGUCCAUUUGGUAUUUGUAAGGCAUACACUGCUAACUGGGAGACAUGUGCAUGCUUUCCUGGAUAUGAACCCAACUCCCCAGAGGAUUGGAAAUUAAGAGAAGGGUCUGGUGGGUGCAAGAGGCAGCAGGGAGCUCCAUCAAUGUGUAGGAAUGGAGAAGGCUUUGUAAAGAUACAAAACUUGAAGAUUCCAGAUACUUCCACAAUCAAAUUGGACAUGAAUUUGACUAUGGAUGCAUGUGAGAAGUUGUGUUUGAAUAACUGCUCGUGCUUGGCUUAUGCCAGUGCAGAUGUGAGGAAUGGGGGUAGCGGGUGCAUGACAUGGUACGGAGAUUUAAUGGAUACUACUCAGUUUGCUCAAGGACAAGGACAAGAUCUUUACAUACGCGCUAAUGCAAUAGUUUCAGCCAAGUACAGAAAGAAGUCAAAGAUAUUCCUUGCCAAAAAGGGGAUGUGGUUGAUUUUCGUAUGCCCACCCAUUGCUAUGAUAUUCUUGAUCUUUAUCAGAAUUUGGUGUUUCAGGAGGAAGACAAUAGGCUCUCUCACGAAUCAUUAUGAAAGUAAAACUCACAAAGACCUGGAAUAUUUUGACCUAAGGAGCAUACUUGUUGCCACUGACAAUUUCUCCACUGCUAACAAGUUAGGGGAGGGAGGAUUUGGCUCAGUGUAUAAGGGCCGACUAGCUAAUGAAGAGGAGGUUGCUGUGAAAAGAUUAUCAAAGAACUCUGGACAAGGUUUAGAACAGUUUAAAACUGAGGUUAAGCUGAUAGCAAAACUUCAGCACAAGAAUCUCGUUAGGCUUCUUGGUUGUUGCAUCAAUUCAGAAGAGAAGAUGCUGAUUUAUGAAUACUUGCCAAACAAGAGCUUAGACUAUUUCAUAUUUGAUAGAAGUAGAAGCUUCUCAAUAGACUGGAAAGGCCGUUUUGACAUUAUAAAUGGAAUUGCAAGAGGGAUCCUAUAUCUCCAUGAAGACUCAAGAUUAAAGAUUAUUCACAGGGAUAUAAAAGCUAGCAAUAUCUUACUGGAUUCCACAAUGAACCCAAAUAUAUCAGAUUUUGGACUGGCUAAACUGAUUGGGGAAGACCAACUCCAAGCAAAUACAAACAGAGUGAUUGGAACAUAUGGCUACAUGUCACCUGAAUAUGCAAUGGAAGGGCGAUAUUCAACAAAAUCUGAUGUUUUUAGCUUUGGUGUCCUACUGCUAGAGAUCAUCAGUGGCAAGAAGAAUACCGACCACAAUCUUGACAGCCCUUCCCUCAAUUUGAUUGGAAAAGUAGGCAAAUUAUUGCAUCAGGUUUGGGGUAUGUGGAGAGAGGGACAAGCAUUGGGAAUACUUGAUCCAUCUUUGAGUUCAUACCCUGCUCAGGAGGUUUCAAGAUGCAUCCACAUCGGGCUACUAUGCGUGCAAGAAUCUACAACAGAUAGGCCAACAAUGUCAGAAGUAGUUUACAUGCUGGGCAAGGAAACACCACUCACUUCUCCUAAGAAGCCUGCAUUCAUAUUACAAUCCAGCAAUCCAAACUCAGAAGAAAUGCUAAGAAGAGGACCUUCUCAAAAUAAUGUAACAAUAACCAUGCCUGAAGCCCGCUAAAACCCUAGGGGA
Molecule: messenger RNA, 3013 nt
Organism: Argentina anserina (silverweed cinquefoil)
Lineage: Eukaryota; Viridiplantae; Streptophyta; Magnoliopsida; Rosales; Rosaceae
Product: G-type lectin S-receptor-like serine/threonine-protein kinase At1g11410
Exons: 7
Coding region: 512-3001 (829 amino acids)
Biological process (GO): protein phosphorylation; recognition of pollen
Molecular function (GO): protein serine/threonine kinase activity; ATP binding
Source: RefSeq, a predicted model, not a curated record